GUAUUGAAUAGAACUUGAGUUAGGUUCCAUCUCUAUCUCUGAUUCUGAAAUUGCAAAUGUGAGUACAUAACAAGGUUUUUCUUUAAUAAAACAAGUUUCAAGGGUUUUUGGACUACAAAUAAACAUUAUGGCCAACACUCCAGCCACCUCCUCUGCCGGACCCGUGCUCCGUGGUCUCCACAACGCCACCAUCAAGCGUAACCUGGCCAUUUCCCUGGGACUGACCGCUCUGGUGACCGUCGCCUACAAAAUUCUGGUCAACGAUCCCAAGAAGGCCGCGUACGCCGACUUCUACUCGAAGUACGAUGCCAACAAGUCCUUCGAGCGCAUGAAGGCCGCCGGUCGUUUCCAGUCCUGCUAGGCUAUGUUAUCCGGAACACAAGUAGUCUAAGUCAAAAGAUGUUGUAGAGCAAGAGUUGCGCUUCUGUAUUGAAAACUAAAUAGAUUUCAGUCUACGUAUGUGCACGAAGGCCUUUUAAUUUGGA
Messenger RNA from Drosophila erecta, 485 nucleotides. RefSeq names its product cytochrome c oxidase subunit 6C-1-like. The transcript has 3 exons. Lineage: Eukaryota; Metazoa; Arthropoda; Insecta; Diptera; Drosophilidae. Bases 128 to 361 code for a protein of 77 amino acids. The record is from RefSeq and is a predicted model, not a curated record.